UCAUAUCACGUGAUUUCCGCUCAAUUCGGUCUCUUUUCCUUUUCGCUGGAUCGAGUAAAGUUGGGUGCUUGUUCUCUCUUGUGGAGCUAAGGCUGUAUCAGCAACUUGCACCAUUAUUAACAUUCAUCCAGUUUUAAUAUAAGACACACAAGUAGCAAACAUGACUACCAAGGCUGAACUUGCUUGCGUUUAUUCCGCAUUAAUCCUCGUUGACGAUGACGUCGCUGUAACUGGCGAGAAGAUUCAAACAAUACUGAAAGCCGCUAACGUUGAUGUGGAAUCUUACUGGCCCGGUCUUUUUGCUAAAGCACUAGAAGGUGUUAAUGUUAAAGAACUUAUUACGAAAGUUGGAUCAGGUGUAGGAGCAGCACCCGCAGCAGCUCCAACCGGUGUUGCUGCACCAGCUGCUGCUGAAGCAGCGCCAGCUAAGGAAGAAAAGAAGAAGGAGGAACCUGAAGAAGAAUCAGAUGAUGAUAUGGGCUUCGGUCUCUUUGACUAAACCCAAGGAUCGCAAUUUGUUGGUCCAUAUAUUUUUUUGUACAGUUAUAUUGUACAAUGAAUAAAAUAUUUUUAAAUUGAA
Nomia melanderi (Alkali bee) is the source of this 580-nucleotide messenger RNA. It is a transcript of the gene RpLP1, whose product is annotated as ribosomal protein LP1. Gene Ontology annotation, biological process: cytoplasmic translation; translational elongation. Gene Ontology annotation, molecular function: ribonucleoprotein complex binding; structural constituent of ribosome; protein kinase activator activity. Lineage: Eukaryota; Metazoa; Arthropoda; Insecta; Hymenoptera; Halictidae. Gene Ontology annotation, cellular component: cytosolic large ribosomal subunit; ribosome. The record is from RefSeq and is a predicted model, not a curated record.